GAAGGAGGAAAGAGAAGUAGAAGCAGAGAAGAUAAUUGAUCAAGAGAAAAGUGAACCCAGCCUGAUCUGUCCCCCGCCACGCAGCAGAAACUAUCUUCCUCCAGAGGAUAUACAGAGCUGCCUUGAGUUUCAUGUCAAGGAGAUUUUUGGACCUUCACUUCCUGAUAAUUGGCAGCAGACACCCCUCACAGAAAACAAGUUAAAGUACCGUCUCCUGGCUCAGCUGGCAGCAGAACUUGAUCAUGCUGUCCCCAAUUCACAGCUCCACCUGAUGCGCAGUGCUGAGGAUGUCUUGAAUUUCUAUAGCACUCCUGUGAAGGAUAUGUCCAAGUUUGAUGAACUAUGUGCUGCAGAGCUACCCCCAAACCUGAAGAUUACCUGGGAGCAGUGA
This is a messenger RNA of Tauraco erythrolophus (red-crested turaco), 391 nucleotides long. NCBI's taxonomy places the organism in Eukaryota, Metazoa, Chordata, Aves, Musophagiformes, Musophagidae. The record is from RefSeq and is a predicted model, not a curated record.